This is a messenger RNA of Anoplopoma fimbria (sablefish), 736 nucleotides long. RefSeq names its product CD63 antigen-like. Gene Ontology annotation, cellular component: membrane. The record is from RefSeq and is a predicted model, not a curated record. NCBI's taxonomy places the organism in Eukaryota, Metazoa, Chordata, Actinopteri, Perciformes, Anoplopomatidae. The transcript has 7 exons. The coding region runs from base 1 to 720 and encodes 239 amino acids.
AUGUGCUCGUUUUGCAGCAUCAAAUGUUGCUUCAUUUUCUUCAAUAUGCUUUUCUUGGCAUCUGGGGUCGCUCUCAUCAUUAUCGGAGUGCAGCAACACUCGUCUUUCUUGCUCAUGGGCACUUUUGCAAUGAAUAGCUUGUCUAAAUUCGCUAUAGUCCUCAUUGCAGUUGGUGUCACCAUAACCCUCGUGUCCCUGUUGGGCCUUUUGGGGGCCUUCUUCAAUAAUCAGCCUAUGGUGUCUUGUUUCAUCUGCAUCCUGAUCGUCAUUAUCAUUGUGGAGAUACUCACAGGAGCUGUCUUUUAUGUGUUCGGGAACAAGCUGUUCCUCCUGAAGAUGAAGAUUGUUAUUGACAACAAAACACGAAAGGUGAUCCAUGACUACAGCCCAGAGAAGAGACACGCCAUCGAGAAAGUUCAGGAAAAGUUCCAGUGCUGUGGAGCAGACGGCCCCACUGACUGGUCCAGCAGCGAGGGCUGGGAGAACCACGAUGCCGUGCCAGACUCUUGCUGCGUGGUGAAGAGUCAGGGUUGUGGACAGGACAAGGACAAAGUGCGCGCAAAGGGUUGUAUCAAGGCCAUCCAGAUCUUUCUGAGAAACAACCUGCUGUCCGUCGCUGCUGUCUGCAUCACUCUUGGAAUCGCAGAGGUUCUUGGAGUAGUCGUCGGGGUAUGCCUCUGUCUGAACAUAAAACGGAAAAGCUAUGAAAACAUGAGCUGAUGCGGGAUUUCUCACA